Molecule: messenger RNA, 489 nt
Organism: Torulaspora delbrueckii
Lineage: Eukaryota; Fungi; Ascomycota; Saccharomycetes; Saccharomycetales; Saccharomycetaceae
Exons: 1
Coding region: 1-489 (162 amino acids)
Source: RefSeq, a predicted model, not a curated record
AUGAUUUCUGGCCUCUUAAAUAUAAUGCUGUCAUUUCAUUUGAUUACCAAGGCUUUGUGUACUCCUGCGCUUAUAUCGAACUCCAUCUCCGAGAUCUAUGUCGAAAGACCAGAAGGUCUUUUCUUCAACGAUACUGAUGAGAUAGAAUUGCAAACAGCCCAAGACAUGUCACAUUUGUUGGAAAAGCACAAGAAUUUUUUAAAGAAUUAUAUGGACACCGAAGACAACCUGCGAACACUGAUAGACCCCGCUUAUCAAAGUGUUCAAAGCGAGGGUUUUCGACAUGCCAACGGUGGCUCUAGCAAAGACGAUCUACAAUUCCAAAUGAUCUCAGUCUCUAGAAGGGACGUCAACAGAGUAAAGUCUCUGCUACAGGAUAAAUACCAAGACGCCGACUUUGAAGCCCUAAAUUUCAUGCACGAAUUAGACCAAAACACACAGUCUGUAUUGCUAUAUUACACCAACAGAGACAGAGAUGAGGACCACUAG